This is a messenger RNA of Nannospalax galili (Upper Galilee mountains blind mole rat), 201 nucleotides long. Its product is annotated as DNA-directed RNA polymerases I, II, and III subunit RPABC5-like. The record is from RefSeq and is a predicted model, not a curated record. The transcript has a single exon. Gene Ontology annotation, cellular component: RNA polymerase II, core complex; RNA polymerase III complex; RNA polymerase I complex. NCBI's taxonomy places the organism in Eukaryota, Metazoa, Chordata, Mammalia, Rodentia, Spalacidae. Bases 1 to 201 code for a protein of 66 amino acids. Gene Ontology annotation, molecular function: zinc ion binding; DNA binding; DNA-directed RNA polymerase activity. Gene Ontology annotation, biological process: transcription by RNA polymerase II; transcription by RNA polymerase I; tRNA transcription by RNA polymerase III.
AUGGUUAUCCCGGUGCGCAGCUUCACCUCCGGCAAGAUCGUGGGCAACAAAUGGGAAGCCUACCUGGGGCUGCUGCAAGCAGUUCACCAAGGGGAUGCCCUGGAUGCCCUGGGACUGAAGCGCUACUGCUGUCACCGUAUGCUGCUAGCACAAGUGGACCUGAUUGAAAAGCUGCUUAACUAUGCGCCCCUGGAGAAGUGA